UAUAGGGUCGGUGGAGACCUCAGCUCACACACCAGUCGUGUCGCAGUCGUUGCCACCACAGCUUCAGCCAUGAUCCGGACAGUUGCUCUUCUUUGCCUGUUGGCACCUGCCUUCAUUGAUGUUUCUGACGCUUUCGAAGUUGGCUUCAGGAGGCGGUUCGGGUUAAACCCGUUUGAUAGUGUGUUCAUCAAUAGUCCUCGUACGAACACCAGUGCCGAAGACCAGGACUGGGUGAAUGUGGAGAGACCCUACAGCGCUGAGGGGUAUGAAGCACUGCAGAUGUGGUGCCCCGCAGACGACUACGUGUUCUGCAUUCUUACUGACGAAACUGGUAACACCGCUGGAACCCAAGUCUCGGUACGUGUUGACACAUUCACUCCUGCCUACGAUAUGGAAGAACUUGGUUUCAAAAACUGGUCAGCCGAUGUAAACGGAGUUACCAUUGAGUACUACACCAAGGCUCAGUACUUCGUGCCUGCUGAUGCCGCCGCUCGCAGUGCUUACACAGACCCUGAUAAGGCACUCAUCAGAAAUGACUACGUAACAGUAGAAGGCUUCAAAGACCAGAUGGUGAAAGUAGCCAAGUAUGAAAGUGACCUCGACAGCGUCUUCACUAAGCAAGCUUGCAUCCUCUGGAUGGGUCUCCACUACUACUACGACAUGACCGAAGAAUUGGAAUGCAGUUCCAACUCCAUAUUCACCUGGUUCCCCUUAUACAUUGACGGUGAACUCAACGGCAUGGGAUUCAUGGUGCUGGGAACAGUUACCUUACCUGAAGGAGUCAAGGACAAUUAUGAACAUCCGACUAAGGGCGACGUUCAGAAAAUUGUGACAUCGGGCCCCGAGUGCUUGUACGAAGAUGUUGAGAAGAACGGCGUCACUACUAUGCACAUUUACUUCACAGAACACCCCCGUAGAAUAUUCUGUUAGUUUUAAUAAAUAAAUUCGAACAAAUUUAUUUCUUACACAUGCUGUUACUAGCUGAAUAUGGACGAAGCACUUCUUAGUUGAAUGUAUGAAAUGGAUCUAAAAUUGUACCUGUAUUCCGCAAUGUUAAUAAAUAAUUAUGUU
Molecule: messenger RNA, 1071 nt
Organism: Spodoptera exigua (beet armyworm)
Lineage: Eukaryota; Metazoa; Arthropoda; Insecta; Lepidoptera; Noctuidae
Source: the annotation of a GenBank genome assembly